UGUGUUGUUGACGCGUCGGUGCGAGUGGUCAGAGUUACUCUGCUCCUGCUCUCCUCCUGGCUACUGCCUCUCAUACACGUCCCUCGUCCCUCCUGGCCUGGCUCCUGCGUCUCCUUCAGCCCUCCAGUUGAUAUAAUUCGUGUCCACUGCCGCCAAAUGUGUUGAAAAUUUGUCAUUUUGGCAAUACUGUGCGACCUGAUGAGAGCGGCUCCUGGUGUGACGAGCAGAGAGCAUGUUUCAGAGUUUAUAAUAUAAUCGAAAUUAAAAGUGUCAGGUUAACAAUGUGAAAUUUAGUGAAAUAAAUUAGCAUAUUUGAUUAAACCGAUGCUUUAGAAUAUUAUGAGGAAUACAAGGCGGUGUGUAUUUGAAGGAGAGGCUGUAUAAGUACAAUAGCGAUCUGCCAGGUAAUGCCGUUAGUGGCCAGGUGACCCCCUCACCGGCUGAAGUCCCUCUCCCACAGCAGCAGCAGCAUCAGCAGCCUAGACCGUCUCCCCGGCGUGGCUGAGGAAGUGCCUCCAGGGGCGGGUCUGCCCCCCACUGUUGUCAGGCACGGUAAACUUUACCAGAGUCUGGCCCUGGUUCCUGACGUGUUUGUAUACAGUUUCGCCAUUGAGAGUUACCAACGUUGCUUUUAUCGUGUUUAACGUGAUGCUGGAACUAAAAUUUGGUUGAGUGAAAGUUUUGUCCUAGAAUGUGAACUACUGCGAAAGUGCUUAACAAUAUUUCAACAACUCUUGAUACCUAGACUGUUUACGGUUUAUAAGCUUGAGAAACCAUCAUGGCCAAGCGAGGUCGUCGACAUCCUCGCAAGCGGACACACUCCGCCGGUAAUGGCGGCUCAAAGAUCAAAAGUCACGCACCGAGGACUGAGGAUAAGAUACUUUCUAAGUGUGAGAAUGAAACGAGCUUUACAUUGAGCAGCCAGGCCGCCGGGGACCGGGAGAGCGGAAGUCGAAGACAGACGGAGCGUGGUUCAGAAGCCUCGACGCCCUUGGCUAAGGGGAAGGGCAAUUGUCACAAUGGUUCACCGGCUCGUAGGUUCCCAUCACUUAAGGUCAGCCUCGCCACUGUCACUAGCGAUUCUUCAUCCAUUGAUGAUGUCUCCAUGUCCAGCUUCGAUUUAACUCCUUCUAGUGCUACUCCCUCUUGUAGGACGCCUUAUCUGGACACGUGUUCGCCCGAGUGUGGUUCUCGAACAGAAAGAUCUCUCUUGAGAACACCUUCCAUAAAAACCCAGUCGUUUAGCAUCUCUUCAUUAGAUAACUCAUUUGAUGUCCCCUCUCUGGACUGUGAGUAUGCGGACUCCUCUUCGUGUGCUACUCCCAGCUCCUCCGACGCGGUUCCUCUGGUAGGAAGACCAUAUCUUCUGGCGUCACCCAGUGUGUGUUCGUCGGACGACAGCAGAGCCAGCUCUAGGACUAAGAGGAGACGUCGGAACAGAAAGAACAAGAAGUUGAAGAUGCGAGAAGAGCAGACAACAGGGAAUAGUGAUCAGUUAAGUGGUAAGAAUGACUCGAUUACCGGUGUUGACACGCCCAAUCAAACGCAUUGUGGAGAACCAGGUAAUAGCAGUACCACGGUGGCAGACUUGUGUCAGGAGCUAAAUACAAUGGACCUUGAGAGUACACCUUGUACUGUUAAUACAAUAAUGUUGGCCAAAUUGCAAGAGAAACGCAAGUUAAACGAUGUUGUACAUAAAUCACACGUGAAUUCGAGGGAAAGAGAAAUAUCAGGUAAAAUUACUAACGAUAGCUUCUUGGGAAAGAAUGAGGAGGUGGUUUGUCUGGGUAAAGACUCGACUCUGGAGACGAUGGGUGAAGCAGACACACUCACCUUGGGUAAGGAUACAGCAGUGUGCGAAGGGACGAAGAGUACAGUGAAUGUGAUUAGCAUCGAACUGGAAGGCGAGUUGCGAUACGAAGGUGACAGUUUUGAAUUAAAUAACAGUAAGAAUUUAAAUUUCAUGAAGAAAGACGUCAGCGGACUAACGAAAGCGCUGAAGACCAGGGUGGACAUGAUAGCAAAUCAAUUACUCGAAAAUACUACUCAUCAGAUGAACAUCCAUAAGCACGAUGACCGUGUACCUGUGAGGGAGAACGGCAGUAUGGCUGAAUUGGGCGGUAAUAGAGUUGAGAUCGCAACACUUGAAGGUAGUAAUGACUCACCAGAUGGCUUUGACGGUGCACCAGCAGAAGGCGAAUAUUGUAAGCCACUUGCAGCUCGGCAGGGGGUCCUCAGGCACCUCACGACAGAUACACCCGUCGCCAAACAUUUUAAUGUUAAGGACAUUGAGGAAAAUGGUGUACGAGAGACUCGUACAGACGAAGGUAGUGUGUGUUAUACAGACGUAGUUAAGAGAGAGAUUCGUGCAGAGGAAUUGAAUGAAAAUAACGAGGAAAAUAUAACGCACAAAAGGGAAAGUGAUGAAGGUUGCCCUCCGCAGGAAGGUCAGUGUGUGUGUCAUGGAGAGGAAGAUGGCGGUGGCAGCAAUGGAGAGGGUAGCGACGGUGAUGGUGGCGGUCAUGAAAGCGGCGCCGACGGCCAUAGAGAAAGUGGCGGCGGCGACGGCCAUAGAGAAAGUGGCGGCGGCGACGGCCAUAGAGAAAGUGGCGGCGGCGGCGACGGCCAUAGAGAAAGUGGCGGCGGCGACGGCCAUAGAGAAAGUGGCGGCGGCGACGGCCAUAGAGAAAGUGGCGGCGGCGACGGCCAUAGAGAAAGUGGCGGCGGCGACGGCCAUAGAGAAAGUGGCGGCGGCGACGGCCAUAGAGAAAGUGGCGGCGGCGACGGCCAUAGAGAAAGUGGCGGCGGCGACGGCCAUAGAGAAAAUGGCGACGGCCAUAGAGAAAGUGGCGGCGCCGGCCAUAGAGAAAGUGGAGGCGGCGACGACAGAAACGACGGCGACGGCCAUGGAGAGGAAGGUGGUGAAGAGGACGGGGAGAAGGGAAGUGAUACAGCCAGCCCCAACACGGAAGAGGACGAGAGCGAGAAUGAGGAAGAGACCCGCGAGGAGGAAGAUGUUUCAGGGGACCAAAUGAGAACUAAUAUAGAACCCCGUGAUGGCAGUUCUGAAGUCUGCGAGGCCAAUAUCAUACGAGCGGCCACCAGUGUGUGCAGCGCUGUUGACCAAACACCAACGGUAGAACAAUCAUCCGUCAUGGACGAUAACUUGGAGAUGUUACUAAACAGUUUUAAAGAUCUGAAGAUGGUUGACAGAACAGAAUCACUGCACGAAAGCAACCAGAGCAUAGUUAAUUUCCAGCUUAACGAUCCAAAAGACUCCUUUAACGACAUUCAAGAAGAUAUAGUUAGCGAUUGUUUGGCUAAGGAACAUGAGGUAAACGUGUGUGACAUAGAUGUGAAUGGUAAAGUCAUCAGCCAACCAAGUGACGGGAAGUAUGACACAAUCUCUGACGCGCACACAUUGGACUCGUCUAAAGCAUUUCAAGACGUCGGCGUCUUGAAGGUAGAGGAUAAGGGGCAAAAGGACUUGUUUAAUUUAGAAACGAGAGAUGAGGAUAGUGACUUUGUCGCCCUUGGAGAAGGGCGCGUUGAAGGUAUGGUCAAUAAGGACUGCCUGGAGUCUGCCGUUGGCGCACCUGUGGAGUCUGCCGUUGGCGCACCUGUGGAGUCUGCCGUUGGCGCACCUGUGGAGUCUGCCGUUGGCGCACCUGUGGAGUCUGCCGUUGGCGCACCUGUGGAGUCUGCCGUUGGCGCACCUGUGGAGUCUGCCGUUGGCGCACCUGUGGAGUCUGCCGUUGGCGCACCUGUGGAGUCUGCCGUUGGCGCACCUGUGGAGUCUGCCGUUGGCGCACCUGUGGAGUCUGCCGUUGGCGCACCUGUGGAGUCUGCCGUUGGCGCACCUGUGGAGUCUGCCGUUGGCGCACCUGUGGAGUCUGCCGUUGGCGCACCUGUGGAGUCUGCCGUUGGCGCACCUGUGGAGUCUGCCGUUGGCGCACCUGUGGAGUCUGCCGUUGGCGCACCUGUGGAGUCUGCCGUUGGCGCACCUGUGGAGUCUGCCGUUGGCGCACCUGUGGAGUCUGCCGUUGGCGCACCUGUGGAGUCUGCCGCACCUGUGGAGUCUGCCGCACCUGUGGAGUCUGCCGCACCUGUGGAGUCUGCCGCACCUGUGGAGUCUGCCGCACCUGUGGAGUCUGCCGCACCUGUGGAGUCUGCCGCACCUGUGGAGUCUGCCGCACCUGUGGAGUCUGCCGCACCUGUGGAGUCUGCCGCACCUGUGGAGUCUGCCGCACCUGUGGAGUCUGCCGCACCUGUGGAGUCUGCCGCACCUGUGGAGUCUGCCGCACCUGUGGAGUCUGCCGCACCUGUGGAGUCUGCCGCACCUGUGGAGUCUGCCGCACCUGUGGAGUCUGCCGCACCUGUGGAGUCUGCCGCACCUGUGGAGUCUGCCGCACCUGUGGAGUCUGCCGCACCUGUGGAGUCUGCCGCACCUGUGGAGUCUGCCGCACCUGUGGAGUCUGCCGCACCUGUGGAGUCUGCCGCACCUGUGGAGUCUGCCGCACCGGUGGAGUCUGCCGCACCGGUGGAGUCUGCCGCACCGGUGGAGUCUGCCGCACCGGUGGAGUCUGCCGCACCGGUGGAGUCUGCCGCACCGGUGGAGUCUGCCGCACCGGUGGAGUCUGCCGCACCGGUGGAGUCUGCCGCGGUGAAGGGUGGCCUAAGCAUGACUGGGAGUGUUACGGCUGCCUCUGCCAGAACAAACGCCAGCGCUGCUGAGGAAAAAGUUGAUGCAGCAUUGGCUGAACUUGACAGCAUUCCAGACGGAGUUUGUGAAUCUGGGGACGUAGAGGAGGAAGAGGACGACGAAGAGGGGUGGUCUUACUUUCAUAUGGAACCCCAGACACGGCCACAGAGUGAAGACGUUUUGGUUCAUGGCAGUUCUGCAGCUGUUGUGCAGUCAAGUAAAAACAUCACUGAAACAAUUGAUCAGGAUAUUGUAAAUGCCUCAAGUGAGGAUCACUUGCAACUGACAGAGGGUGAGCUGGUUGACAGUGUUGAACAAUCCACGGAACUGUUUCCGGAAUUGAAGGACCAAUCUGAAGACCAGUUUGGAAACUUUGUACGAGAACAGGCUCAAGAGACACCAAAAGAUUUUACAAUUGAUUAUCCGGAGAACGAAAUGAACAGCCAAUUAAUGGAUAGCUUCCAGUUCCAGCCAAAGGAACAGUCUUCACCUAUGGAAGCUGAUCAGCCACCUGUAGUGGCUAAUGCUGCAGACUUCCUUCAAACUAGUAUUGAGAAGCCAUUUGACUUUGACAUAAGUUCUGAUAAAGCGACCUUGAUGGAAACGUCUCUCGACAAAAUUCCUGAUGUAGUGGGUAGCAAUGUUGAACCUAGUAGUCCUCAUGGUUCAAUUAGCCCUCAUGUUCCAGGAAGCCCUAGGUCUGUGGAAGGUUACAUCACAUCUGUGGAGUUGAAUACUGCUGAAGAAAGCUUUGGACAAAACUUUGCUAUUAAUCAGUCACAAGAUUUGUUAAUAGGAGCAGUGGACCAACCGUCUGGUGCAUUUAGUGUGUAUGUGAGCUCCUCCCCAGAACCAGCUAGCUUAGAUCCAUCUCUCCAAACGCCAAUAGAUCUUGGUAAUGUAUUAGAGGGAGUGACCAAUGGAACUUUAGAGGGAGACUUCAAAGUACCUGAACCAGAUCUCUCACCAGUAGAAAUUGUUCAUGCUCAAUCCACAGUUGAGGUGGUUGCACCUCCAUCACCUGUAGAUAUCAAGGAACAAGAAGUACAGUUUAUUGUUCCUAACCCAGUCUCGGAGUCUCCUACUUCACCACAGUUGUUCUCUGACCUUGGUCAGUCUUCAGACAUUACUUUUAUUCCUGAACCUGUUGUGGAACCUGUAGCAGAGGUGCCAGUUCCCGUUUACAUAGAAGGAAAUACACCUGUUUCUGAGGGUGAAAUGGAAAUGCACCCUGAUAGCUUGGCAGAGGAGCCAAAUGUAGAAGAAAUGGGGUCUGAAGAGGAAAUACCUGAAAUUGCAGAAACUGUGUGUGAACCUGACACACAGUUUUCAACAAGCCAGGCACAAGACUCUUCGGAGCCCUCUAAGGAUCAAGUCGAGCCUGAAGCAGAUGUUAUCAAAUCUCCAGUCGAGCCUGAAGCAGACGUUGACAUCAAAUCUCCAGUCGAGCCCGAAGCAGACGUUGACAUCAAAUCUCCAGUCGAGCCUGAAGCAGACGUUGACAUCAAAUCUCCAGUCGAGCCUGAAGCAGAUGUUGAAAUCAAAUCUCCAGUUGAGCCUGAAGCAGAUGUUGAAAUCAAAUCUCCAGUUGAGCCUGAAGCAGAUAUUGAAAUCAAAUCUCCAGUCGAGCCUGAAGCAGUUGUUGAAAUCAAAUCUCCAGUCGAGCCUGAAGCAGUUGUUGAAAUCAAAUCUCCAGUCGAGCCUGAAGCAGUUGUUGAAAUCAAAUCUCCAGUCGAGCCUGAAGUAGAUGUUGCAAUUAAAUUGCCAACUCUAUUAUCAGUUGAAAAUGAAGCAAAAUCCCAACCUGAUUCUGAGACGGUUAAUGUUGAUGUGAAUGGCACACCUGCAGACAUUGGUGUUGGUUCUGUUAUUAAUGAUAUUGUUGAAGAUGUCCUGCCUGCUGUUGAAGAGAAAAAAUUGGAAAUGCCUAAGGUGGAUGCUGCAGUGACCAAAGCUUCCAUAAAGACUGAUAAAACACCAGUGAAAGGCACUCCAUCUAAGACUUCUGCUAAACCUACUCCUGGGAAAGUCACCCCAGCUAAACCUACCAGUAAAUCUACCCCAACUAGAACUCCAUCUACAAAGGCUUCUCCACUUACCAAGACAGCCGAAAGGAAGUCUCCUGUCACUAAAACUCUAGCAGCUGUGCCAGGCAAGCCUGCAAUUGAGAAGAGCAGUUCUACUAAACUAGCACCUACAAAACCAGCCCAGACAAAACCUGCAACGGCAAAGCCAACGACAACGACGACUGCUGCAAGACCUUCCUCGACAAAGCCUAUUCAAAGAACUGCCACUCCUAGGUUAUCCACCACAUCGUCACUAUCCACUAAAACAGAGAGGAAAAUUACUCCUAAACCUCCUACCCCAACAGCACCAAGAGCUUCAUUAAGCAAGCCUAGUGCUUCUGCAAGUAAGCCUGCACCUGCACGUCCUACCCCAACUACCAGAACGAUUACAAAGAGGCCAGUCACUGCUCCUAGUAAGAGUACAGACAAGCCAGACAGUAGCAAAGAGGCAGACGGCACUAUUAGAAAAACUACUACUCGACCAACUUCUGCUCCCCGCACCACCACCACCACCACAUCUGCAUCUCGUAAAGUAAUGCCGGCGUCUGCUAGGUCAGCUGCCGAGAAAGAAACAAAAAAUACCACAAAUCGCAUUCUUUCUACAUCAGCAGCAAAGCCUGCUCCAAGACCUACACCAGGAAUGACAAAACCACCUUUAAGCAAAACCUCAACUACAGCAGCACGCUCUACAUUGGCUACUAAUACCAGAACUACUACUAAAGUUAAUGGAACAUCUACUACCAGCAAAGCUAAAACUACUACAAUGGUCAAGUCUUCUGCAACAAAAUCUUCUGGUGUUGCCACGAAGAGAACUAUGGUCAGCAAAACCAAAACUACAACCACAGGAGAGAAGGUAGUUUCUGAAAAAACUGAUAAGGCAGAAGUCAUAGGAGCCAUUCAGCCUGUUGUAAAUGGGGAAAACAAGAUUGCCGAUGAAGAAACUAGUGUGGAGGUGAUUGAUAAGUGUGCGGUGGAAGAUAUAAUGCAAGCCUCAACGGAGAAGGUAUUCACUCAGAGCUCGCUCACUAUGACCACCUCUGAACAGGUGGUAACCACCACAGACACAACCGAAGUGAUAGUGAAUGGAGAUCAUUGAGAUGGUGACUAAGGAAAAUGCAUAGAAUGAAAUAUUAUAUUGUUACCAUUUUAAACUUUUGCAUUUUCAGUCUUGGGGUCCAAGAGUGUCCAAUUUUACCUAGUUGGUGUACUAGUCUGAUUUUUCCAGUGACAAUGAAUAGUCGGGCUGAUGGUGGAAAAGUAUGGAUAUGUUUGGAUCCUAGCUUGUGUAUAGUCACCUUACUGCUAAUGUUAGGAGCUGAUAUUCUUGCUUCACUAAUAAAUGUACAGUACUUGAUUAUAAAAAAAAGUGGUAAGGAUUUAUCUUGCAUAUAGUGAAAGAAUAUUAGUUACUUUUCACUUUUAGUUAAGAUUGCAAAAAAAAGUUAUUCAGUUACUGAUUUAAGAUGAUUCAGAAAUUUAUUUUGCUUAAGUGCAUGAUGUCCAUAAUUAUAGACAAGAUGCAGUUUAAGCAAGUUUCCAAACUGGAUUGCACGGUAAGAUUUGCAGAAACGAAAUAGAGCUUUAAGUUGAAAGUACUGUAAUAAAAACUUGUAAAUAGCUGGCAGAUAUUCCUGAGGUGCUAGUUCUCCUGUGUUGCAUUCCGGUAUUACCACUGCUUGUGAACUGUUGUACUUUGGAUCCCUUCCCUCCCCCACCUACCCUGGCUUGUGUUUAGUCUAAUAAUGGCACCCAUUUACACACACAAUUAUAUAUAUUAUAAUUUAUACAUAAUAUAUAUAUAUAUAUAAUUCUAUAAAUGUAAUUAUAUAUAUAAUAUAAUUAUAUAUUAUAUGAUUAUAUACAAUAUAUAUAUGAUUACCAGUGUGAAGCUUUGUCACUGGUUGGGGAAAUGGAUGUGAUCAGUGUGGAGAAAAGGCAACAAAAGUGAUGCUGCUGCUGAUGUUAAAAAAGUGCCUUUAUCCCAAACUUCUCCAUUCCAUAUUAGUGCUGGAAAAUUAUUCUGAAUAUAUAAAGAAUUUAUCCCCCAGGCAUUAUUUAUUUAUAUAAUCAGUUUUUAAUGAUUUUUAUUAAGACAUUGAAAUAAAACAAAAUUCCUAUUAGGUAUAUUCUGUGCAUUGUCCAAGAUGAGUAUUGUAUAUUUUGUUAGUUUGCUUCUUGUCAUAUUAAAUGUCAUUGGUUUCGCACAAGCCUCUGUAAAGUGUACUGAUUAUUGUAUUGAAAUAAAGAUAAAUAUAUUAA
Molecule: messenger RNA, 9027 nt
Organism: Procambarus clarkii (red swamp crayfish)
Lineage: Eukaryota; Metazoa; Arthropoda; Malacostraca; Decapoda; Cambaridae
Source: RefSeq, a predicted model, not a curated record